This is a messenger RNA of Saprolegnia diclina VS20, 1098 nucleotides long. RefSeq lists its product as hypothetical. The coding region runs from base 72 to 1049 and encodes 325 amino acids. The record is from RefSeq and is a predicted model, not a curated record. Lineage: Eukaryota; Oomycota; Saprolegniomycetes; Saprolegniales; Saprolegniaceae. The transcript has a single exon. Gene Ontology annotation, cellular component: plasma membrane.
GCCAGCUGGCUUGCACCUGCGGCAAUCAGACGUGGACUUCUUCACUUUUCAAUUUGCCUCGGGACAACAACAUGGCCAUCAACUUGGGCGUUCUGUACGCCACGACGUGCUUCGUCAUCUGGGGCCUCUUCCCGCUCUAUUGGAAGGAGCUCGAGGCGAUCUCGGCCGUCCAGCUCGCGCUCCACCGCAUCGUGUGGUCCUUUGUCUUCCUCGCGCUCAUCAUGUGCUUGACGGGCCAGUGGACGACGUUCCGCACCGAAGUCGCGAACCGCAAGAUCCUCAUCACGUACACGCUCUCAAGCAUCUUCAUCUUGACCAACUGGAUGACGUACGUCUGGGCCAUCAACGCGGGCUAUGUGGUCGAGACGAGCCUUGGCUAUUUUUUGACGCCGAUCCUCACGGUCAUUCUGAGCGUGCUCGUCUUCAAGGAGAAGCUGCGCAAGUGGCAGUGGGUCUCGAUCGCGAUUGCUGCCGCCGGCCUCCUCGUCGUUGCGAUCGCGUACGCCAAGUUUCCGUGGGUUGCGAUUACGCUCGCGGGGUCCUUCUCGAUCUACGGCUGCAUCAAGAAGAUGGCGCCGCUCAACUCGCUCAACGGCCUCAUGCUCGAGACCGCGAUCAUGCUCAUUCCGUCGUUCAUCUAUCUGAUUGUUGUCGAGUGCAACGGCACUGGCGCAUUUGGUCACGUCGAUACCAAGUCGACCUUGAUGCUCAUUGGCGGCGGUAUCGUGACCGUGAUCCCGCUUCUCCUCUUCGCCUCGGCCGCGCAACGCAUCCAGUUCAACGUGCUUGGCAUGCUCCAGUACAUCUCGCCGAGUCUUGUCUUCCUCCUCGGCGUCCUCGUCUACCACGAACCGUUCUCGUCGACCAAGCUCAUUGGCUUCAUUCUCGUCUGGGUCGCGCUCGCCUUGUACACGGCCGAGGGUAUUUGGAACCAGAAAAAAACAUCGUCGAGCGCCAAGGACGACCCUGCCGAUGUGCCGGUUGCUGUGGCGGUCGCUGUUGAAACGCCGCGCGCCGAAGCAACCGAAACGCCGUACAAGAGUGUGUAGACUACGUCGUUUUGUUGUCAAGUGUAUUGAACUGUAGAAAUAGUUGUUU